This is a messenger RNA of Daucus carota subsp. sativus, 870 nucleotides long. RefSeq names its product cytosolic sulfotransferase 6-like. The transcript is spliced from 2 exons. Gene Ontology annotation, biological process: sulfation. Bases 1 to 870 code for a protein of 289 amino acids. Gene Ontology annotation, molecular function: sulfotransferase activity. Lineage: Eukaryota; Viridiplantae; Streptophyta; Magnoliopsida; Apiales; Apiaceae. The record is from RefSeq and is a predicted model, not a curated record. Gene Ontology annotation, cellular component: cytoplasm.
AUGGAGCCAAGACCAGCAGCAUCUAUUCAGGACAUCGACAACCAAGAACUUGAGAACUUGCUUUCAUCUUUGCCGAAAGAGAGAGGUAUUAUGUCAUCCUACACAUAUCAGUUCCAAGGAUUCUGGUACCCUCCUUACGCUCUGCAGGGAAUCAUCAAUUGUCAAGAAGAAUUUCAACCCCGUGAAAAUGAUAUCUUCCUUGUUACACCCCCAAAAUCCGGCACUACCUGGCUUAAAGCCAUCCUUUAUGCAUUGGUGAACCGCGAAGCCCACCCUCCUCAGGAUCCUCACCAUCCUCUGCUUACUAAAACUUCCCAUCAGCUUGUUCCUUUCCUCGAAUUGCUUAAUCCCUCUGAAUACGUCUCCGUUUGCAACUCCUCAGACAGUAGCACUAGGAUCUUAGCAAGUCAUGUUCCAUUAGGUACCCUCCCAAAAGCCAUAACCGGCGACUCUGGCUCAUUUAAGUGCAAAAUAGUCUACCUCUGCAGGGACAUCAAAGACAAUUUUGUUUCACUCUUUCACUUUGGCAACGAUAGAAUGAAAACCUCUCCCAUCUCUUUGGAAGAUGCCUUCGAUUUGUACUGUAAGGGAAUCAGUCCAGCUGGACCGAUUUGGGAUCAAAUCUUGGGAUAUUGGAAAGAGAGCCAGAAAAACCCACAUAAGGUGCUCUUUAUGAGGUACGGAGAGUUGAAAGAUGAGCCUUAUAUACAGCUGAGGCGUCUAGCAAAUUUUCUUGGGAUCCCAUUUUCCCAGGAGGAAGAAAAUUCAGGUGUGGUCGGAGAUUGGAAAAAUUGUUUAACUGCUGAUAUGGCUUCUAGGUUGGAUCAGAUUACUGAAGAAAAAUUCCGUGGUUCCGGUUUGUCUCUCUAA